Molecule: messenger RNA, 3649 nt
Organism: Mya arenaria
Lineage: Eukaryota; Metazoa; Mollusca; Bivalvia; Myida; Myidae
Product: UDP-N-acetylhexosamine pyrophosphorylase-like
Exons: 11
Coding region: 115-1671 (518 amino acids)
Biological process (GO): UDP-N-acetylglucosamine biosynthetic process
Molecular function (GO): UDP-N-acetylglucosamine diphosphorylase activity
Source: RefSeq, a predicted model, not a curated record
UGACAGUGUUCAGUUAAGUGCUGAUAUGAAUAAAGUUGUCUGAGCACUUUGUAGUAUAACUUAUUGUGGUUUACGGCUGAUAAAAAUUUCAGAAAAUUAGGAGUGCCGAAAACUAUGGAUGUGGAAGCGUUGAAACAGCGGCUGAAUGGGGCAGGGCAGGGGCACCUUCUGCAGUUCUGGGACUCCCUCUCUUCAGAAGAGCAGACCGCCUUCUUCAACGAGCUCAGCCACAUGAACUUUGAAGAGAUCAAUGGCUUCUUUGAGACGGCCAUGCAGUCUCUGAAGCAUGUGGCCGACAAGAUUGAUGACCUGCUGGAGCCUCUGCCAGCUGAUGUGUGUGGCAGUGUUACUCGGACAGAUCACCAGAAGCAGCAAGAAUACACUGCUACUGGGUUGCAGGCGAUCGGUAGCAGCAGCGUUGCCGUGCUCCUGCUGGCAGGGGGCCAGGGCACAAGACUCGGGGUAGGGUACCCAAAGGGCAUGUACAAUGUGGACCUCCCCUCGGCCAAAACCCUCUACCAGCUCCAGGCAGAGAGAAUACUCAAAGUGCAGGAAAAUGCUAAAGAGCAUACAGGAAAAUCAUGUGAAGUACCUUGGUACAUCAUGACAAGUGAGCACACAAAAGAGCCAACCAGGCAGUUCUUUGCGAGUCACAACUACUUCGGCCUCAAGGAGAGUAAUGUGGUCCUCUUUGAACAGAAUCUGCUCCCCUGUAUAGGAUUUGAUGGGAAAAUAUUCCUCGCAAACCCACACAAGGUUGCCCUAGCUCCAGAUGGUAAUGGUGGAUUAUACCGAGCCUUGAGAAGCAGCAUUGUACUUGCGGACAUGGAGCGACGGGGCAUCCAAUAUGUGCACGUGUACUGUGUGGACAACAUACUCGUCAAGAUGGCCGACCCACUCUUCCUCGGCUUCUGUAUAAACAAGGGAGCUAACUGUGGAGCAAAGGUUGUGGAGAAAGGUUUCCCGACGGAGGCGGUUGGCGUGGUGUGUAAGGUGGAGGGGAAGUACCAGGUGGUGGAGUACAGUGAGAUCACACUCCCCACUGCCGAGAAGAGGAACUCUGAUGGUCGCCUCACCUUUAAUGCUGGCAACAUCUGCAACCACUUCUUCACCAUGGACUUCCUGAAAAUGGUGUCAGACCCAUCACAGGAAUCUCAACUUAAACACCAUGUUGCCAAGAAGAAGAUUCCCCAUGUUAAUGCUGCCGGCGAACAGAUGAAGCCCAAUGAGCCCAAUGGCAUCAAGAUGGAAAAAUUUGUCUUCGAUGUUUUCCAUUUUACCACGACGUUUGCGGUGUGGGAGGUCCUGAGAGAGGAAGAGUUCUCCCCCCUGAAGAAUGCGGACGGGGCUGCGAAGGACACUCCAACCACAUGUCGCAGUGACCUGUACAACCUUCACCGGAGCUGGCUCCAGCGAGCAGGUGCAACCUUCACCCACAACGAUGGCUCACCUAUUCCUCCUAUUGCCAGCAGUAACAGCAGCAAUGCUGGAGCAGGAGACAGCCAGCGGACUUGUGAAGAGUUCAAUGAGAUAGUGUGUGAGGUAUCCCCGCUCGUCUCCUAUGGUGGAGAGGGUCUUGAUACUAUUGUGCAUGGGAAGUCAUUCCUCCCUCCAGUUUGUAUGGAGAGGGACGGAGCAGGAAAGGUCAAGGUCACUAACGGAACCAGCUGAUUGGCUCACCUUUUUCACAUGACCUAAGUAGACAUUACAUAUUAUAGACUAGAGAUUGUGAGAAAGAUUACAACACUGCAGCAACAACCUUAUAUUGACCAUUAAAAGUAAUGUGGAACAAAUCAUAACAGCUUUAAGAAUGGUUUUGCUGUGGUAACCCUAGCACAGCAUGACAUUUUGUGUUGAAACUUAUGAAUAUUAUUAUUUUGUAUUUAUAUAUUUUUAAUAAUUUUAAGUCUGCAAUCUCUUGUUAGUUUUUACUAUAUGAUAGUAGUUGAAUGAUAUUUUAUAUUUAUUUAUAAAUAAUUUUAAUUUUAUUAAUUGAAUAGAGAACACUGUCAAACAUUAUCUUUAAGUGACUAAUGUCAAAUUAGUUAUAUAGUCUACUAAUAAUAUUGCAUAUUAAUUUAUUGUUAAAUACUAUGAAAUCUAAUGUUUUAUAUCUUUAUAUAAACUGUUCGAUUUGGAAUUUUUCGAAGGCAGACAAACUUCUAAUUUUAUUUAAUGGAGUUCCUUGCUAAAAUUUAGUGCUAACAACAUUCUGUUUCUUGUGCCAUUUGAUUUUAUUGUGUUUAAAAUAUGAUCAAAUUGCCCAGAUUCGAAAAGAAAAAUGUUUGGAGCUAAUGUUAGUUCUUCUUAUCUGGUUUGGAUUUUAAACUGUUCAAGGAGCCCAGCAUCAAAUGUUGCAUCAGUACGGGCGUGAAUUGGAUUGAAUUGAAUCAACCAUGUUGAACAUACAUGCUUUUUCCACAAAUAUGAACUUAAUGUCAUUGCCCAUACUUUUUACUUUGAAAAAAUAAAACCAACUAUACGAAGCCGCUAUAUAUAUAUAUAUAUGUGUGAGUGUGUGUGUGUGCGUGCAUGUGUGCGUGUGUUGGUGUGUGUCCUACCAGGAUAGGUAAACAGCCAGAUUUUCAAGCCUGGAAAAAAUCAAAUAGAAAUUCUGUAUGUGUAUACUUAUGUAUAUGCAUAAUUAUUUUUAGCUCGACUAUUCGAAAAAUAAGGAGAGCUAUCCUAGUCACCCGAGCGUCGGCGUCGGCUUAACCAUUUAUGUUAAAGUUUGCGUACCACCUCAAAUAUUUUCAAAGUCCAUUGACAUAUGGCUUUGAAACUUUGCACACUUGUUCACCAUCAUGCCCCCAACCUGUACACAGGAGGAGGUAACUUUAUCAAGCAUUUUGACAAAAUUAAGCCCCUUUUUCGACUUAGAAUUUACGUUUAAGUUUACGUACCACCUCAAAUAUUUUCAAAGUCCAUUGACAUCUGGCUUUGAAAUUUUGCACACUUGUUCAACAUCAUGCCCCCAACCUGUACACAGGAGGAGGUAACUUUAUCAAGCAUUUUGACAAAAUUAUUCCCCUUUUUUUACAUAAAAUUUACGUUCAAGUUUGCGUACCACCUCAAAUAUUUUCAAAGUCCAUUGACAUCUGGCUUUGAAACUUUGCACACUUGUUCACCAUCAUGCCCCCAACCUGUACAUAGGAGGAGGUCACUGUAUCAAGCAUUUUGAUAAAAUAAUGCCCCUUUUUCGACUUAGAAUUUACGUAAAAGUUUGCGUACCACCUCAAAUAUUUUCCAAUUAAAUAUCUCACCACAUCAUGUAUUGCAUUGAAAUCUAAUAUAACAGUUCAUGCAUGUUUCGCCAAAAACUUUCAAUUCAUACACUGAAAAGCGGCGGAAUAGUCGAGCAUGCUGUCUCUGUGACAGCUCUUGUUUAUGUAGAGUUGUGAAUUUCCAUAGAAUGCAUAAUGGUCUAGUAAUAAAUAAGUUACAAUAGGUGCAAUCUCGCUGUUAAAGCAAUUUUCUAACCUGACCGGUGGUUUAUUAAAUUUUUGUCCUGAAGUAAUUGAAUGAGAUUUUAAAUGAAUAUGAUGAAAUAUUUGUAAACUAUUAUGCAUGUUUUUUCAUUGAUUUAUUCGUAACAUUCCCUGGAAAGUUUUGAAGUGUUACAUUUGACAUUAAAAGCUCAUGACCAGUA